GCUCAAAUUGAAACAAAGAAAUGGGUGCUUUUUCAUGCUUUUUUACUUCAUUUCUCCUCUCUAUUUCUCUCAACUUUCAUUCCGGUAUGUGCCGGCAGGCCGGGGACGGGGGCGGUGAUGUGGUGACAAGGACGGGGAGGGAAGCAACUGAAGUGAUUAUCGGUGGAGGAGGCACUUCCCUUGCCCUAUCUCCACAGCCACUGCCUCGGCCGCCACGGUUACAGCCACAGCAUCCUCUGCAGACAACGCCAAAAUUUGAAAACCCACUACUCCAAAGAGAUUAUUACACAGUACAGAGAUUUGCAAAACGAAUCCAAAAGGACCCACACGGCUUCAAGAAAACAUGGGUGGGCGCAGAUAUCUGCAAAUACAUGGGCUUUACGUGUGAAAGACUUCCAGACAAGAGGAGACUGAAUGCCCUCGCCGCAGUCGAUUUUAAUGGCGCUAACUUUGAAGGAGAAGACCUCCGUCUCGAUGACUUCCUGGAGAAAUUAAACGAAUUAGCCAUUUUUCACGCAAAUUCAAACAAAUUCAAAGGGACUAUACCGCUAAAUGUAUCAAAACUCCAGUAUCUGUACGAGCUUGAUGUCAGCAACAACAUGCUUAGCGGCAAUUUUCCGAUGGAAGUGACCAAAGCCGAGAACCUAACCUUCUUGGAUUUGAGGUUCAACAACUUUAAAGGGGUGAUUCCGAGGAAGGCAUUCAAUCUAGACGUUGACGUUCUCUUCAUCAACAACAACGGUUUCACCCAGAGGCUUCCCAGGAACAUCGGAAACACAACGGCGCUGUUCCUCACCUUUGCUAACAACAACUUCACAGGUACGAUUCCAAGCAGCAUUGGCAGCGCCAAGAACCUCCUAGAAGUACUUUUCUUGAACAACAACCUCUCAGGGUGCUUGCCGCAUCAAAUCGGCUUCCUGAACAAGGCCACUGUCUUCGAUGUUAGCAUCAACAAUUUAACAGGUCCGAUUCCUCGGUCCUUCGGAUGCUUGAUAAAGAUGGAGCUCCUGAACCUGGCCUCCAAUAAAUUGUACGGCAGGGUUCCGGAGAUUGUCUGCAGGCUCCCUAACAUUGCAAAACUGUCUCUCGCAGAUAACUAUUUCACUCAGGUCGGACCUGAAUGUAGGAAAUUAAUAAAGCAGAAGAAGCUUGAUGUUCGGAGGAACUGCAUUUCAGAUGUUCCGGAUCAAAGAUCAGGAGCAGAAUGUGCUGAAUACUUCUCUAAACUGAGGCACUGUUCCAACGAGAGGUUGAUGCGACUGAUUCCCUGUAAGAAAGCUUUCAGUUGAAACACGAUGGGGACGAAUUCAGGGGAGAAGAAAAGUAUUCGUCCUGCAUCAGCAACAUUUGGUACUCUUUUUUUGAUGCGUAGCAGCAUAUGGUACUCUUGUACCUCACGGACCGUGGUAUACUUAAAGUAAUUUGCAUCUUCUGGAGUUUGAGUCAUCUGAUGGGUCUUGGAUAAUAAUGUCCAAGUGUGUAAUUAAGUUUGAGAUGUGUA
This is a messenger RNA of Rubroshorea leprosula, 1501 nucleotides long. NCBI's taxonomy places the organism in Eukaryota, Viridiplantae, Streptophyta, Magnoliopsida, Malvales, Dipterocarpaceae. The record is from the annotation of a GenBank genome assembly.